Molecule: messenger RNA, 459 nt
Organism: Fibroporia radiculosa
Lineage: Eukaryota; Fungi; Basidiomycota; Agaricomycetes; Polyporales; Fibroporiaceae
Exons: 7
Coding region: 1-459 (152 amino acids)
Cellular component (GO): membrane; nuclear envelope; endoplasmic reticulum
Molecular function (GO): glutathione transferase activity; glutathione peroxidase activity
Source: RefSeq, a predicted model, not a curated record
AUGUCUACCACUAUUCUUCUGACCCGGGAACAUAUAUAUCCCGCUGCUGCUAUCAUUUCAACGUUUUGGGUAACCUUAUUCCAGACCAUUAAAGUUGGGGCUGCACGCAAGCGUGCCGGCAUCGAGUAUCCUCAACUCUAUGCGGAGAAGGCCGAGGUCAAGGCUUCGAAAGAUGCAAGUAUCUUCAACUGCACACAACGUGCUCACCAGAAUACCCUCGAGAACUUGCCCUCUGUCCUUGCUAGUACUGCCAUCUUGUCACUGAGGCAUCCGCUUGUGGCUGCAUCCAUCUGUGGUAUUUGGUCCUUCUCGCGCGUCCUUUACACCAUCGGAUACAGCACUGGGAACCCCGCUCGUCGCAAUUUCUUCGGCGCCGCUGCCUUCAGUAUCAUCUCCUCGACAUCUCUCCUGCUGGGAUCCACUUGGACUCUCAUUGAACUUCUGCGGGACAUUGCGUGA